This is a messenger RNA of Neoarius graeffei (lesser salmon catfish), 1886 nucleotides long. RefSeq names its product calcium channel, voltage-dependent, gamma subunit 1a (gene cacng1a). The record is from RefSeq and is a predicted model, not a curated record. Gene Ontology annotation, biological process: regulation of calcium ion transmembrane transport via high voltage-gated calcium channel; calcium ion transmembrane transport. Gene Ontology annotation, cellular component: L-type voltage-gated calcium channel complex; membrane. The coding region runs from base 164 to 844 and encodes 226 amino acids. NCBI's taxonomy places the organism in Eukaryota, Metazoa, Chordata, Actinopteri, Siluriformes, Ariidae. The transcript is spliced from 4 exons. Gene Ontology annotation, molecular function: voltage-gated calcium channel activity; calcium channel regulator activity.
CUGCUACAGUGAGAUUAUCCAAGUAAAGACCUCCACCAGGACCAAGCUGACCAUAUACACCCUACUCAUCCCAAGAACAUACGCUAGGCCAACUUAACGUGGGCCAGUUGUGUUUACUUCGCGAGAAGCAGAGCACGGAAGAACAGGAAACCUGUGAGGCACCAUGCAAAAGAGUACAAAAGUGAAGAUCACAUUUGUGGUCAUCCUGAUAGGCAUAGUGUGUAUGUUCACAGCCGUGGUGACGGAUCAUUGGGCUGUGUUAAGCCACAAAGUGGACAGUGUAAACAGUACUUGUGAGGCAGCCCAUUUCGGCUUGUGGAGGCUCUGCAAGAAGCACAUUUACAUCGAGGAUCCAGAAACUUUGGGGAAAGGAUGUGGACCGCUCAGUCUGCCAGGAUACGUCAACUGCUCCUACUUCAGACACUUCACUCCUGGACAAGACUCUGAAAUAUUUGAGGUUAAAACUCAGAGAGAGUACAACAUCUCAGCAGCAGCCAUUGCUGUUUUCAGCCUGGCCUUCAUUAUUCUGGGAACUCUGUGCAUUCUGGGAUCUCUAAGGAAAGGCAAGGAGUAUCUCUACAAACCUGCUGGAAUGUUUUAUGCAUUUGCUGGUAUAUGUGCCAUCAUUUCAGUGGAGGUGAUGAGGCAGUCAGUAAUGAGGAUGAUUGAGAGUGAGGACACCAUCUGGAUUGAGUAUUACUACUCCUGGUCCUUUGCCUGUGCCUGCAUAGCUUUCGUCUUCCUCUUCCUCAGUGGGAUUGCUCUCCUUCUCCUCUCCAUGCCCCAGAUGCCUAAGAACCCAUGGGAGACCUGCAUGGAUGCUGAACCUGAACAAAUUGAAUAAAAUCAGGACGUGUUUAAAUUGUCAGUGUUCUGUUAGCCAUUACAAUUGCUGCAUGGAAACAUGGGACUGAAACAAACAACUGAUUUUGAGUUUCAUAUUGUUUUUGGAGACACCAGUAUCUUAUUUUGAUAUUAUUUUACUUGGGGCAUGGCUGGAGGGAUUUCGGGUUUGAACCUCCCUGAAAUAUUUGAUGACAGUUCCAUUUUAUGAUGCUUAACAUAAUGGAACGGAUAUGUUUUGCACUGUAAAUGUGCAAAAUUAUGCUCAUAAAAGCUGUCCAUAUCUACUGUCAAAUGAACGUUUGGUUUAAUUAUAUUUUAUUGGCUACCAGUUGCUAAACAAGCUUAACAAAGCAGGAUCAGGCAUUUUUGCCUCUGUUUAUUUGUUUGUUUGUUUGUUUGUCUGUUCCCAACAUAACUCAAAAAGUAAUGAACAGAUUUUGAUGAAAUUUUGAGGAAAGGCAAGAAAUGGGCAAAGGAACAAUUGAUUAGAUAUUGGUGCAAAUCCAGAUAUGUAUGUGGAUCCAGGAUUUUUUUUUUUUUGGUCUGUUCCCAAUGUAACUCAAAAAGUAGUGAAUGGAUUUUGAUGAAAUUUGGAGGAAAAGUGGGUCAUGGGCCAAGGAACAAUUGAUUGGAUUGUGAUGCAAAUCCAAGUAUGUGCCUUGGCAGAGGUGUGCACUCUACCAAGUGCCCUUCUAGUUCCUGUUUGUGUUUGAAAGCUACCAGACAGCUAGCUAUACUAUACUCAAAGUGUAGCAAUAGCAAAGUGUCAGCUGAUGAAGUCUACUACAGGUGGAGAAAAUGUACAGAUUAAAAGUAAAGAUAAAUUUUAUUUUUCACUCUAUUACUAUCAUUUCAUUUUAAUCAUAUUUUAGUAGAAAUGUCUCAUCUCAUUAUCUCUAGCCGCUUUAUCCUUCUACAGGGUCGCAGGCAAGCUGGAGCCUAUCCCGGCUGACUACGGGCGAAAGGCGGGGUACACCCUGGACAAGUCGCCAGGUCAUCACAGGGCUGACACAUAGACACAGACAACCAUUCACACUCAC